AAGCUUGGCCUGAUACAUCUAUCAGGCGAACUAUCGUUGCCCUGACGUUGUAUAUAAAAUGCAGGUAAUGCUUCUGUUUUGAACUGUGGUUGAUUAGAUAGCAUUCCGUAGUGGAUAACAUAUGCCUCUAUAGUCUUUGGAGCGGUGAUAUCACGCCUAUCAUACAAAGGAAAUUUAAUAUAAGGAAAAUAUUGUAUAGUAUUUUAUGAUAAGAAAUUUUCUGAAAAAAGAGGAAAUAUUUGAAAUAUCUGUUAUUCGGAAGGACGUUUUAGCAUAGGAGAGGUUAAAAAAAAUUGCGCCAAGACAAAACAAUAAGAUGGCAAGUGUAACUGGAAAAUGGAAAAUUGAAAGCUCCGACAAUUUUGAAGAAUAUAUGAAAGCAAUUGGAGUUCCGGAUGAAAAACGUGCCAACGCACUCAAAUUUUUGUCAGCGGGGUCUAACAUGACUCAAGAAUUCAAGGCUGAUGGAGACAACUGGACAAUGACUACAUGUACUGUAGCCGGUGAAAAGACAUCUUCUUUCACCAUAGGAAAGGAAGAUGAUUCAAUGACCCUGGAUGGUCGGCCGAUCAAGGUAAUAUUUACCAUCGAGGGCGACAGUUUGAUAGAGAAACAAAAAGGUGACGGUUUCGGGUGCACACAUGUAAGAAAAGGGGACGGCAAUACAUUAACAAUGACAUUGUCUGGCGGAGGACAGACCUGUACAAGAAAAUUCUCGAAGGUUUAAGUGCAUUCCAUUAAUUACAUCUAAAUUUUCACAUACUUAUUUGUGGUAUCAAGUUAGAAUUCAUUGAAAGAGGUUUGGAACAUUAGAGGUAUACUCCUCUAGUGACAGUGAUACUCGAGAGCUUAUUUAUGUACAUUUGUAAUAAAGCUUGUGUAUUCUCUUUGUUUUAUAAAUAUUGAUAUUUUUACUUUUUAUUACGGUAUAUGUGGACAUAUCAACUCGCAAGUGUUUACGAAGGAGUCAAUUCAAACCACUUAUAAAAUCUCUGUUUAAUAGUUAAGAAGUAAUCCUAUUUAAGUAUUUUUAUACUGUGACAGAAAGAACUCUUAAUUAAUUAAAUUAUUCAAAUGCUUAUAUUUAUGUUGUCGCUAUGCUAUUUCAAUUAAAAGUGAUAGCACCUUA
Mercenaria mercenaria is the source of this 1129-nucleotide messenger RNA. RefSeq names its product sodium/calcium exchanger regulatory protein 1-like. Bases 317 to 727 code for a protein of 136 amino acids. Gene Ontology annotation, molecular function: fatty acid binding. Gene Ontology annotation, cellular component: cytosol; nucleus. The transcript has 4 exons. The record is from RefSeq and is a predicted model, not a curated record. Lineage: Eukaryota; Metazoa; Mollusca; Bivalvia; Venerida; Veneridae. Gene Ontology annotation, biological process: fatty acid transport.